Messenger RNA from Dromaius novaehollandiae (emu), 4635 nucleotides. Its product is annotated as carnosine N-methyltransferase-like. Gene Ontology annotation, cellular component: cytosol; nucleus. Gene Ontology annotation, molecular function: carnosine N-methyltransferase activity. Lineage: Eukaryota; Metazoa; Chordata; Aves; Casuariiformes; Dromaiidae. Gene Ontology annotation, biological process: carnosine metabolic process. The record is from RefSeq and is a predicted model, not a curated record.
CGCCCCUCCUCGCUCUCCCCCCUCGGAAGGGAAUGGAGCGCGGCCUGAGGAGGCCGUAAUCAGAGCGCGCGGCCGCGGCGGGGCAGCGGCGUGGGCGGGGGAGGUGGGCGGCCGUUGGCGGCGGCCAGGCCCGAGGGGCGCGUGCAGGUGCCUGGGGGGCCCCCGUCGCGGGCCUGUGACAGGAGCUUCGUGCCGGCUCCGCGGUGAAGCUGGUGGCAUACGCGCCUUGGUCACCUGCGUAGUUAUGCGCAAGAGAACUGUUCUUCAGGUGGAGUAGUUUUCCAAUGCAGUUCACUAUGGGUUCUGCAAACACCUGCACCAGCAUGAAGUUGUAAGAGAGAGUUGGAGAAAGACAAGAUUGUGUCUUCUGGCAGCAGCGACAGCUGAAGGUGUUCAGCCAGUCAGAGCCUCAAGUGAAAAGAAAGAACUGAAGAGAAUACAAACUAUGAAAGUAUUGGUUGUUGGCCUUGGAGGUGUAACAAAUGGGGGGAAAACAACACUGGCAGAGAAGCUUAAGAAAAUUCUUCCCAACUGUGAUAUAAUCUCUCAGGAUGACUUCUUUAAGCCGGAAUCUGAAGUAGAGACAGAUCAACAUGGAUUUAAGCUAUACGACGUACUUGAUGCCCUCUAUAUGGAUGAAAUGGUGAAAAGUAUUCACAGUCAGAUGAACAGCCCAGCAAGCUUGCGCGUCUUGACUGAAGAAUCACAGACUACAUGUAUCAAUCCGAAAAAUACAGAAGACGUUUAUAUUUUAAUUGUGGAAGGCUUUCUUUUAUAUAAUUAUGAGCCACUUAAUGAACUGUGGGAUAGAAGAUAUUUUCUGACCUUUCCUUAUGAAGAGUGCAAAAGGAGGAGGAGAACUAAUAUGCACGAACGUGUGAACAGAACGGAGAGGCAGUUUAGAUCUCUCCCAGCUAACCAACAGAGUCUUCUCCCUCAAUUUCUUCCUCACCUUGACAAGAUUCGGAAGUGCAUUGAUCAUAAUCAACAGAUACUACAGACCAUUGUGAAUGAUUGCGUUCAUAUGUUUGAAAAUAAAGAAUAUGGAGAAGAUGGAAGAGGGAAGAUUACACCAGCCUCAACAUUUGACAUGGAUAAAUUAAAGUCUACUUUGAAACAAUUCGUAAGAGACUGGAGUGAAGAGGGUAAACCCGAAAGAGAUUCCUGCUACCAGCCAAUCAUUAGUGAAAUUGUAAAGAACUUUCCAAAAGAGAGAUGGGAUUUCUCCAAAGUUAAUAUCCUGGUACCUGGUGCUGGGCUAGGUAGAUUGGCGUGGGAGAUAGCUAUGCUCGGUUAUGCUUGCCAAGGAAAUGAAUGGAGCCUCUUUAUGCUCUUUUCUUCUAACUUUGUACUCAACAGAUGCUCUGAAAUCAACUCAUGUAAACUUUAUCCCUGGAUUCAUCAGUUUAGCAAUAACAGAAGAUCUGCUGAUCAGAUACGACCAAUUUAUUUCCCUGAUGUUGACCCUCACAGUCUUCCUUCUGGUGCGAACUUCUCUAUGACAGCAGGAGAUUUUCAAGAAAUUUACUCUGAGUGCAAUACAUGGGACUGCAUAGCGACCUGCUUCUUUAUAGAUACGGCACAUAAUGUUAUUGAUUAUAUUGAUACAAUAUGGAAAAUACUAAAGCCUGGAGGAAUAUGGAUAAAUGUAGGUCCUCUCCUUUACCACUUUGAAAACUUGGCAAAUGAGCUUUCUAUAGAAUUAAGCUAUGAGGAUAUAAAAAAUGUUAUACUGCAGUAUGGAUUCCAUAUCGAGGUGGAGAAAGAAUCUGUAUUAUCAACAUACACUGUGAAUGAACUCUCCAUGAUGAAAUACUACUAUGAAUGUGUGUUGUUUGUCGUGAGAAAACCAGAAUAAAAGUGGUUUGAAUAGGUUAAUCAGAAAAAAAUGUUGGCUCAAAUGCUAAAAUUGAAAACAAAACUGACUGGGUGAUGUCUGGACACAACCUCAAAUCAGUGGUGCCUUCUUAUUCCUAAUUAGGAUUUAGAUAGUGUCUAUUUUCUUAAUCUCUAUUGCUAUCCAGACACGUACUAUGCCAUGCAUAUUUGUACUAUACUAAUGAAAAUGGAGGGGGAAAUGUUCACAUACACUGUCCUUGUGCUUUGGAAUGCAUUAAAAAAAAAUUUCUUGAGUAUAAAAUUUUAUAUUUGCCCUAACCAUGCUAAUUCUCCACAUAUGCUGCCUCAGUUCUCAUAAAUUUAUAAUUUUUUUAAUUUUGUGAUAUUAGCAAUGCUUAGAGGUACUUAUUGUACUAGCUUUGUCACAGUUUAAGGAAGUAUGUCUAAAUAUGCACUUGAAAUUAUGCAGUCUAAAAUGAUUGAAAAGAGGUAAAAUGUUUCUUGGAAGAUAUAAUAACCAUCAGAACUGUUAGACAGCAUUUUCUGUGGAACUGGAAAUAGGAACAAAGACUAUUGUACAAAUGCUAAUCUUCAAAUCUGACUGUUAACAAUGUAAUUAAAACAAUCUGUAGGCAAUUUGAAAUAAUAUGUGAAAGCAGAGUACUAAGUGAAGAACAUGUCAUAGAGGAGCAGUAAACUAACCUCAGUUCAGGAUUAACACCAAUUGUGAUUAAUCUGUUGGUGUUGAAACUGAAAUAUUGAAUGCUUUGCAGACUUAAAAUGUACUGGUUUUGAGUCACCUGCCUACUACUAAAGUUAAAGAUGUGGAAGCAAUAUAUUUUGUUAAAGAUAAUUAAACAACAGAAAGUCCGGUUAUACUUUUGAGCUCUUCUUUUUAAAAAAAAUUUAUAGUAUAGCUGACUUGCCCAUGCCAUAAACGGGUAGUGGGCAAAAGGAAAUCCCUUUUUCUCCUUCUACCCCCCCACCCAAAAAGUUGCAUAUAAACAAGAUGUACUGUAACCAAAACACCAUCUUGUCUGAGUUGGCAUAUGCAGGCCAAUUGGUAGAUAAUUUGGAUGCAACUUCAAGGCAGUUUACCCAUGCUACUGUGAAGUCUACCUCUUGCUUCCUUAUCUUAAUUUUUUCCUGGCAAAUAAGGUUUAGGUGGAUAUUUUAUCUACAAAACCUGACAUUAUACAAGAGAGAUGGAGGCUUCUGUCACUUAAAUAGGUAAAUGAGAAAACAUUAGUUAAUAAUUACUGUGCUAAGAGGAGGUAUCAUAUUAGCCAUUUGUUUUUUGUUCCUAUUAAUAUGAUCGUUAACUUAGGUACCACUUUCAUCCUUUUUCAAACAACCUCAGUUGUUUUCAGUUAUUUAUAUAGUCCCUUUUUCAUGGUGUUGGCCUAAUCACAUCUUUUUAAUAGGGGCUAUAUCCAUUAUAAGAUUUUGGAUUUCUUCUGUUAAGGCAGGGAAAUUGUGCCUUCAUUUCUUUUUUAAUCGAAAGUUUGCAUGGAGAGAAAAACACAUCUUUACCUUUGAUAUAGUCUCAACACUGCAUAAGAGAGAGAGCCUGUGGAUGUUUCAGUACUAUGUUGUUUUCUGCUCAGAAUCCUUAUCAAGGCUAAAGGCUUCUGAACCACAAACAUUUUCAUUGGAGCUUUAACUUAAAAUAGUCUUUGAACUGUCUCCUCUUCUUAAAGGUGUACCACCAAGAUUUAGCUCUGUUAAUGAAUACUUGAAAUUUAACCCUGUUCCAAGAAAGACCAAUUUAAAGCUGAAACGCUGCCAUUAUAAUAACUAGAUACAAAAACAAGCCCUUGCUCUCACCUCAAAGUCUUCUGUUGCUUUGAUUUCCUUAUUGUACUACUUCAAUUUUUUUCUAUGAACUUUGUGAUUCCUUGCCUUCAUUCAGUUUUUUUCUUAUAUAAAAAGUGAUUAGCAUUUUAUUCAAAUUUCAAGCUCUUUGAAAUAAGACAAGGUUAGGUAAAUGUUAAUUAUGCAGUUGCUGAGUAUUUACAUCUGUAAUAUUGCCCAAUUUCUGCCUCUUUUAACCAGCCUGUAGUUGCUCUUGAAAUGUGGUGUUACUGUUUUUACAAAUAGACCAUUGAACUUUUUGCAUUGACUAAAUCUCAGUAUCUUUUGUUCUCUUGGGUUUGUUCUUCACUACCCCUGUUGUUGAAAGUGCCAUUUUUUUGCUUUGCUUUUGGAAAAUAUAUGUUUUUAUUGACUUAUGUCAGGUAUAUAGUGAUGCGCUUCUAUUUUUAAUUUAGAAAAUGCCAAUUUUCCCUGAUGCUUCCCUUUUGAAAUGUAACAGUUGCGUUAAGAGUUGGAAGCAGAAUAAUCUUGUGAAUGAAUUGUAUGAGUUGACUAGUGUUUUUUACCUGCAGUCUUAUUUAUGAGUUCUUAAAAUUCAUCAUUUGUAUUUUUAUGGACAGGGAUAAAUGUGUAUUAUUCAGUGUGAUUGCAUUCUUCUCUUAAUUGUAUACAGAGGGGGAAAAAAAUGCAUAACUUGUUUAUCAGCUGAAGCCAAGAUGAUUUAGGUCACUAUUAAACUGUAUGUGGUAUUGAGUGUAAAAUAUAAAAUGCUGCAUAAUCUGCAGUGUAAUACUUCUUUUUACGUUUGUCAAGCUUACCCCAUAUAGUGUCCUGUAUUUUUAUUUAUAUGUACUACAUUCUAAAAUCAGUUACGGAGAUAAGAAUUGGAAGUUCCAUGUCUUGGUGUGAACUUUCCUCUAUUUUUAAUGUGUAUAAUGGACUUGAUUUUUCUUGGAUAUUAAAGUUUGCUGUAUGACUUGA